Polistes dominula (European paper wasp) is the source of this 923-nucleotide messenger RNA. Its product is annotated as dynein light chain Tctex-type protein 2B. NCBI's taxonomy places the organism in Eukaryota, Metazoa, Arthropoda, Insecta, Hymenoptera, Vespidae. Gene Ontology annotation, biological process: microtubule-based movement. Gene Ontology annotation, cellular component: cytoplasm; cytoplasmic dynein complex. Gene Ontology annotation, molecular function: dynein intermediate chain binding. The record is from RefSeq and is a predicted model, not a curated record.
CUUCAUCGUUUAUAUUUAAAGCCAAUAAGAUUAACUUGACUUUUGGAAAUUGUUAUUAUCAGAAUCACUUGAUUAAUGCUUAACUUUUUACAUUUAAAAUAAAUUUCUUUAAUAAUUAGAUUUGGCAUAUAUAAAUGAGAAGAAUUUUUAUGAGUGUUCAAUAAUAAAUAUUAUCAAUUUUAUUUAUUUUUAGUUUUGCGAAUUCAAUCGCUCAUCGUUCCAUUUGAAAUUACGCGCGCAGCGAUCGCAGCGCCACCAUCGUCGUCAUAACAACACACCGUGCUUACAAACAAUUUGCAGUGUUACGUUUUUCCGUAAGUAGUGAUAAAAGAAGUGAUUUUAUUUUGUUAAUAUUAAUUAAUUAUUGCAAAUGGAAAAAACCAAUGUUUUGGAAAAUCAUGAAAAUAACCAAUUAGCUGACAAUGCAGAAUAUCGCAGGAAUUUGAAUUUGGAAGUAUUAGAUGGUGAUAAUGACUCGUCGGAACCAGUAUAUCGAAUUCGUCCCCAUCUUUAUGAUAAGUUUAAGCCUUUAAGUGCUAAAGAAGUGAUACAUAAUGUAUUGUUUGAUCAACUAUCAACAAAGACAUACAAUGCACAGGAUGCAGUUCAAUGGACUAAAAACAUAGCGGAUAUACUUAAAGUAAAAAUUAAAGAAUUACAAUUUAAGCGUUAUAAGUAUGUCGUAAAUGUGGUCUUGGGGGAACAACAUGGGGCUGGUAUUAAAAUGGGAACGAGAUGUAUAUGGGACACUGAAGCAGAUGCAUAUGCUUUCGACAGUUUUGUAAAUGAUACAAUAUUCUGCGUAGCUACCGUUUACGCUGUAUAUUUUUAUUAAAAUGAAUAUAAAAUAUUAUGAAAUGGAUUAUGAGAAUUAUCAAUAUAAGCUUAUACAAUUACAAUAUAAAAGGAAAAAUGAUUAUAUG